Molecule: messenger RNA, 8751 nt
Organism: Thalassophryne amazonica
Lineage: Eukaryota; Metazoa; Chordata; Actinopteri; Batrachoidiformes; Batrachoididae
Gene: ltn1
Product: listerin E3 ubiquitin protein ligase 1
Exons: 32
Coding region: 143-5413 (1756 amino acids)
Biological process (GO): ribosome-associated ubiquitin-dependent protein catabolic process; rescue of stalled cytosolic ribosome
Cellular component (GO): RQC complex; cytosol
Molecular function (GO): ubiquitin protein ligase activity; ribosomal large subunit binding; zinc ion binding
Source: RefSeq, a predicted model, not a curated record
CGAUGUUUGGCACACGUAUCGGAGUUUGUCCGUAUGAGAUGCAAGUUGCUAUAUGCGUGUUUGGGUUUGUUGAAAACUCCAAUUUGACUGCUAACGUCAGAAACAGUUAUAAUAAACAUAUUUUAAGGAUUACUAUACACACAUGGGGGGUAAAAAUAAACAGCGAACAAAAGGAAAUGUUCGGCCGUCCAGCAGCGGCAGGGCUGCUGAGGUGCUGACCCGGGAGAGCGGGGUUAUUCCAGGCUUUGUGGGUUUCGGCUCGUCAGUGGCUUCGGAGCUGAGCUAUGUCCCCGCUGUCCACGGGGUAGAGGAGAUCGAUAGCUUGGUCGAUCCGGAUUUUCGUCUGGUACUCAGGAAACUCAUAAAGAGGGACGUUGUUACCAGACUGAAGGCUUUGCAGGACUUUGGGUCCAUGUGCCAGGAACGGGAUGCAGAAGAAGUUAAAGGGGUUCUGCCCUACUGGCCAAGGAUUUACUGCAAGAUAGCAGUGGAUCAUGAUCGCCGUGUUCGGGAGGUCACCCAGCAGGCCUUUGAGCAGCUGGUACUGAAAGUCCAUCGCAGCUUGGCUCCUUUUCUGAGAAGUUUGAUGGGCCAUUGGAUGCUAGCCCAGUGUGACACGUACUCACCCGCAGCCUCUGCCGCCUGUCAGGCGUUCCAGGCUGCCUUCUCACCCCUUAAACAGCCUGAGGCCCUCAGCUUUUGCAAGGAUGAAAUCCUUAAUGUACUUCAGGAGAUUUUAAUAAAGGAAACUGCUGACACACUGAGUGAUCCACAAACAGUGGCAGUAGAGGAUAGAGAGGCCAAAUAUGUGCGCAUGGUGACCAGCUCACUCUUGGGAAUAAAAAAACUGCUGUCCUUGCUGCCAGAGAAUGAGAGAACAACCUUAAAGCAAAAACUAACUCAUCUUAUUUCACUGGGGAAGUUCUGGAAGUACAGCAAACACAAGACACCUCAGGUACGCGGAGCAUUUUUUGAGCUGGUGUGUGCCUUUUGUGAGUUCACCCCGGGACUGGCCCAGAGUGAAGCAGCACGACUCUGCCCUGCCGUUAUCCUCAGCAUUGAUGACACAGAUCCUGUUGUGCUGCCAGCUGUGUGGGAAGCUCUUCUUCAUGUUCUUACUGUCAUCCCUGACUGCUGGACACACGUGAAUGUCCAAAAGGGUUUCUUACCUAAACUCUGGUCUUUGCUCAAAGAAGGCGGCAAGGGAAUGGCAAAAGUGCUUCAUCCGAAUUUAAUGCCACUCCUCAGCAAACUGCCCCAUUUGGUCAUUGAUCCAGCAUUGGAGUUCUACAGCGCAUUCUUCACUGCACUGAUACAGGGUUUGUCUAGUGAGCGAGCAGUGACAAGUCCAUCAGAAAGUGCAGUUAUAGUGACCUCUGCUGUUGAGUGCAUGAGGUACUGUAUAUUUAACAAUAUGGAGGAAGAGGAGGAUCAGAAGAAAAUACGGGCCAUGCUUAUUUCACAGCAGCUGUUACCGCUGUUGGAUACAGCUUUUGGAAAUUCCUCCCUGCAGAAUGGUCCUCUUUUCCUCUUGGUCACUGAAAUGCUUGUAUCCUGGGAGAAGAGAGCAGGUUUACAUUGUGAGGAUGAAUUGAAUGACAACAUGGAUGUCUUUCAAAAACUUCUGUCAGACUUGUGGGGCGGGCUGGGUGGUAUGUUAGUUAGGUACACAGACAGCGAUGAAGCAGAUCCACGUUGUUUGGAAGGGGUGGCGACCUUGUUGCAGGUGAUGCGUUACCCUGAGAGUGCAAACAGGAAUCGCUUACAGAAGAAAUCUGUUAAGACUGUUUUCUUCAAGCCAGAGAAAUUUGAGAAAACUGGAGAUGAGGGUGGUGUUGAGAAUCUCGCCCAAACAGUGCUGGAUCUUGUGGAUGACAAGACUGUUUCGCUGAAGACUCACUAUUUUGAGGAUGCAGUGUGCCAGCUGGCUCAACUCAGCCUUGCACAUGUCAAUAAGAACAAUUCAGAAAAGCAUCUUGUUUUUCUCUCCCUUCUCCUGUGCUCUUUCCAUACACACAGAGUGUUCACUACAUUGGUAGACCAUGACCACAUAUCAGAAGAUGGUGAAAAGAAGGAUGAGGCUAAGAUGAAAAAUCCGGCGACACAGUUCGUCUUGGAGCGGGUUAUGGUGUGGCUGGUGGAGAAGCAGGGCACAGACACUCACCACCUGGUGGAGAUGGUCUUUAGUUCGCUCUGUUGCUGUAGCCAGCAGGAGACCACCCGCAUCCUCAACCACAUCACUGCGAUGGGUUUACAGUGGGGUGUUAUCCUGCAAAUCGUACAGAGGGCAUGUGCAGAUCCUGAGACCCUUAAACGCAGUGGGGAUUGGCUGAGAGGUUCUGUGCUCGGUGAGCAGCUCCUAGGUUUGACUGAAGAUCUGUGCAGUGUGGGGCACUGCAUCUCCGGUUCCACAGCUUCUAAGAGCAACCACGGCUGGACUCUUAUCAGCCUGGUCCUGUCUCAACACUACAACAAUAAGCCUCUGAUAGGGGAGGUGUACAUGGAGAAGAUCCUGGAAACACUGCACACAACGCUGUUGGAGACCAAGACGCUGUCCGAUGCAGGCAACAUUGAACCACUCAUCUCCUUCAUUUGUGACGUUGCUUCCACAUUUUUCUCAUCUGUCCAAGAUUGUCUUCUGCUGGCCUCUGCUGAAGAGCUUUUGGUCACUGUCUUCCAGCUAACUGCCCUCAAUCAAAUACACACAAAUCUGUCUGAUUCCCUUUUAGAUAAGCUGAAGUCUCUGUGUGUGGUUGGAGUCCAGGCUUUGGUCCAACACAAUAAAUAUGAAAUCAAAGAAGAUGGCUUCUUGCACAGAGCUGCAAUAUGGGUGAAAAACCAACUGCUCACUGUGUCUCUGAACAUGAAGAGUUUACAGGCCCUAGUUCUGGUUGUGCAGAACUUGAUGGAGACACUCGUGUCCAUCUGUCAUCAAGAUGCUCCACUCCUUGUUCAGUUCUUUGCCCUCUUAACACCCAGCCCUGCAGAAUGGACAAAAAUCAGACAGGCCUUAUCGCCUCAGUGGGUCAAGGCACCUUUACUGUCCAACCGCUUCCGAGGAGUUUGUGAAAAUACUUGUGUUCAGAUGUGGAAGUGUAGGGUUUUGUCCAGAUUGCCAUCUCAUUUAUGUAUCUGUUCACUUCUGGGGAAGAUAGCCCAGAAUAUUGUAGCUAUACCUUAUGACAAAUGGAAGACAGAAUGUUCUCCAUAUGUGCCAGAUCUUAAGUACACAGUUGCAGAGCUCCUUUAUGCACUUCAGUGGUGUAAAGAGAUGGAAUACAGUUCUGCUGUAGGAUCUGAUUGGGCAUUAUUAGAUGGGCUUUGUAUGUAUGUUCCAAAGAAAGACCUGCUGGAGACGCUCUAUACACGGUCUGUGGACGAUGGAGAUCUGUGGUCCCUGACUUUGGAGAACUACAUCCACACAAACUUGGAAGCUCCUGACGCUGCCAUCUUGAGGAAGCUCUACAGUAGUGUAGAUAGUCUAUUCCCAGUGUCACAGAGCAAACUGAGCACACUCCAGGUGCUUUGUCCUUCCAUGACCAGAGAAGACAGAGAAACUCUGAUAGCUCUGGCUGCUGCUGGAAUCAUCAACUGGCAAGAGAAUGACAAUGUGUAUGAGUGUUUGGCAGUGCUGAUGUGUUGUCUGAAUGACAAUCCAGUGGAGGAGGAAGUUCUACAGGCGAUCCUGGCCACCAUGAUGGAGUGGAGAAACACUAAGGAGGACUGGUUUCUCUUUAACAGUGACCUGUCCAAAGUGUCUGCAGCACAGUUGAACCUCAAUGUGGAGAUGAUGCGUUUCUUCUCUUGGGUGUUGUCUCAUUGUCCAACAGCUCUUGGAAACAGCCAGUGGGACUUCUUGCUGUGCUCUACGUUAGCCUGGUUGGAAACUGCCAGCGAGAAUGUGAGCAGCCUGUGGAAUCCAUGGGUUCAGCUGUUUGCGUGCGAGAACGCUACACUGAUUGUGAAGCUGAACCAGUUUUUCAUAUCACUCCCUGCCAGUGUACUCGAGAAACUGCCAUCAGAACUGACAAGUGAAUGGACAGACUUCUUCGUAGAAGGAAUGUACAACAUGUUGUUGCCUUUGCCUAUAAAAAUCACAGAUACCUUUACUGAACCGGAUGACCCAGUGUUCCCAGUGGCGGUGCUUCAGACUGUUGGAGUGGCUUUGAUGUAUGUGCCUUUGUCCAAGCUAACCCAAAAUACUCUUCCGGCAAGAUUGAUAGCAGAUCAGAAGACAAGCCUACCAGAGUCCCUCCAAACACUCCUCAAUAGCCUCUGUCCUCUGCUGCUGUUCAGAGCCAGGCCUCUGCAGCUCACUGUUUACCACCUGCUCAACAAGGUGAUGCCUCAGCUGCCUGAAUGCGAUGGAGGAGACGUCAGCAAAUCUGAAGACGACAGCGACGAGCCGUGUCUUUCACCCCCAGCCUCUCUGAUGGCCGUCCUGUCCGCCUGUGAGGAGUUGUGUGAGAAUAUCCUGGCAGGGGUACAAGUCGGAGAGUUUGCUGUUGUCCAGCCUCUUAGUGUGGAGUACUCCUGCAUCCUGGGUUACUUACUCGCCUGGAAGCUUCUCCUCAAUUUCUUCAAGUCCUCGCCCUCACAUCUACGUGCCCAUUACGCCCAGUUUCUUAAGAGAAGCUACUCCCUUAACAAGCUCCUACUUCACCUCUUCAAAUUGAUGCCCGAGAAUCCUACAUACCCAGGCCAAGGGUCUGAGACAAAGGAGACCAAAACCUUCUUUACAGAGAGCCUCUCUUUGGCUGUAGACAGAAGUGAGAGUGUUGAGUGGGAGCUCCCCCACUUGGCUUGUAGUGUGUAUUACAGCACGGUGCAGGACCUGCCCGCCAUGGUGCGCCUGUGGUGGAACAGUCAGGAGAAGAGAGUGAGCGCAGCUGUGGAGAAGUUUACGAUUAAAUACGUCAGUCCUGUUCUGUCAGCUCAGGAGAUCUCAUGUGUCCACACCAGCACUCAAAUAUUUGAUAGCAUGAUGGUGAAAGCUCGCUCAGCAGCACGGGAAGUGAUUGCCACCUAUUCUGUGGAUGAUAUCUUCAUCGAGUUGGUGGUUCAGCUGCCACAGAACUAUCCCCUGGGCUCCAUCAGCGUUGAGAGUGGAAGGCGUGUGGGUGUUGCUGUACAACAGUGGAGGAACUGGAUGCUGCAGCUCAGCACCUACCUCACUCAUCAGAAUGGCAGCAUAAUGGAGGGUCUGGCCCUGUGGAAGAAUAACGUGGAUAAGCGUUUCGAGGGAGUGGAGGAUUGUAUGAUCUGUUUCUCUGUUAUCCACGGCUCCAACUACUCACUACCGAAGAAGGCCUGCCGCACCUGCAAAAAGAAAUUUCACUCAGCCUGUCUGUACAAAUGGUUCACUUCCAGUAAUAAGUCCACGUGUCCACUAUGCAGAGAGACCUUCUUCUAAAUCACAGCGUGCUGAAGUAUUGGAUGGAUGUCUAAUAUCAAAGGGCACAAGCAGCCAUUACUGGAUUGGACUGUGGAUUUUUGUGAAUAAGAGAGACACACACAACCACACGCACCAAUGAAGGGAGCUUUUCUAACUGAUAUAAAUUAUUCUCCAAAUAAUCCAGUCAUUAAUAUUAUCUCAGGGUUUCCUGAUCAUGCGAUUUCAGCUCACAUUGCAAUCUGAUUUCUGAGAGUGAAAAUAUAUUGUAAUGUGCUGUACAACGUACUUAUUAAAAUCACAGUGCAGUCAUUUUAAAAAUGUUGGAAUGACAUUGAAGUGAAAGCUAGUAAAAUCACAUCUUUCUGCAUUUACAAAAACCUCAGACUUUGUUGCUUCCUGAAGAGUGGGGUAUUUAAUGUCAAACGGAACCUCAUAUACAACUUUCAUCAUUAUUAAAGCAAUUAAAGUGACCUCACUACAGUAUGGUGAAAUCAUCAACCUGCUCAGUGUUCAGCAGUUCACGAGCUGGGGUUCUAUUACAGGUUUGAUCAACUGUUUAGCGAUAUUUUCAGAAUGUUAAAAAAAAACACGAUAGCGAAAUGACAGCAUUUCCAUUGAGUAAUGGAAUGCUACUGCUAGAUUUUGUCCUCUUGUGCUAACGGUCAUUCCAGCGAGGCUCUUGUGAAAACUGCAAUUGCUGUAGUCAUGGCUAAGUAGUGCUAUUUGUGUUUAUUGUUUCCUCACCCAUUAUCUUCAUUUUUUGGUUCCUUUAGGAGUAAAAAUAAAUUGGGUGAAAUUUCACAAGAUUUGACAAAUUAAGCACUGCCGCCCGGCCCCUGCUUUUUGUGACGUGCGAGUGACAUUUUGAGCUGUGGCUACAUUAGUUCAUUAGUGGCAGUUUUUGUUACAUCUGCCUCAGGUUGCAUUGUUGAGGCAUUCAGCGUCAACAUGGACUUCCUCAUCAAGGACCCUUCAGAGUGGGAGGAUGACCUAUCAUUCCAGUCAUCACAGCAGGUCCUGGAUAACACGGCUGCUGUCAAUGAUUUUGCUGGGAGAUAAGUUGCACUUAUCCAGGAUUACAAUCAGAUCCUAACAAAGGAUGAACAGCAGCACCAAUACCUACUGCAAAUUGUUGAGUGGCAUCGACACCAGAUGCCGGAGGCAAUGAAAAGUAGAAUCAAACACCACUCGCCUUGAAUGUUUUCACCAAAUAGGUGGACAGAGACAUGUAAUACUUUUUUUUUAUCUCAACUGUGUGGUCAGUUAAAGGAGAAAGGAUUGUUGUUUUAGUUUGUAUUUCAUUUGUGAACAGGUACAUUAUUGUUGAUUUGCGCUAAUAUACUCAACUGUUGCAAUUUUCACCCCACGUGUGGCAGUGGUUAGAAUAGUCAUUUUGAAAUUAAAUUUUGCACAAAACAUUUUCUCAUCAAGAUGAACAAUUUUGUCAGGAAGCACCUUAAGAAAGUCACAUUUUUAUUUUUGGUGUACUGUGGAGGACCACCCUAAUAUACAGGGCUGCAAAACCUCUGUUUGCAGACAGAUUAAUGUCAAAAUGUGUUUCCAUAUUCUGUUUAUUUCAUCCUAUAAAACCGCAGGGUUCUCACCCAGACAGUGGAAUAAAGGCGCUGCUGAGUGGUGUCAUCUCAUGAUGUUUUAGUCGCGAGACUUGGGAAUUUGAAAAUAAAUGUCAGAUUUGAAUUUCACCAUGAAGAUUCGAAGUUGGCUUAAUUCAUUUAAUGUCAAGUUUAGUCGAUGACUAAUGAUACCCAACUAGUCAGUGACUAAAUUUGACAUUCCAAUCCAAUUACAUUUUUUUUUUCCACAAAUCUGGUUGCUUAAUCAUGUGAGAUUUUCAGACCUUAAAAUAUCGGGGUAACGGUGGCAAAAUAUUCACUGUAAUACAUUUGGUUUUGGCAUACAUAAUACUGUGCAUGCGCACGCACGCACAGUAUUAUCAGAACACGGAACUGUCGAUUUAUGCGUUGAGACACACAAUUCGAUACAACACCGGCUGCGCGCGCUGCUGCGCAGAUGUCAUAAUGGCGCUGUUAGCUGAGAGUGAGAGAAAGUUGCGUACUGACACAGAAAUGCGUGAAUUUAAGCUACCAUAUGAAAGUAUUGAUGUGGUUUCUGACACAGAAUUACCAUUUCACAUUUGAUGGAUUUCUCCACGCCCUGACCGCUGUUGGAGCGAUGCUGCGUCACGGUAAGCCAUGCCGACCAAAUUACCUACAGAAAAAUAAACUGUGCAAAUGAUGGAAUUGGAUUAGAAUGGGAAUAACCCCCUUGUGUCUGAUGAUUUGCCAAAGUUCAUGCUGUUAUAUGGUCACAAAUACCUGUUUUACCGGCUCUGCUCACGUUUCGCUGGUAAACAUCAAUUUGCGACUAACCAGCAUGAAUGUCUGCAAAUCAUCAGACACAACAGGGUUAUUCCCUAAUUGAAUGAAUUAAGCUAAUUUCGGAUCUUCAUAGUGGAACUCAAAUGUGACAUUUAUUUUAACAAAUAUAAGCACAAAAUCACAAAUACAAAAAACAGCAUUAGCAUGAAGACAAUACCUGCAUUCAUUUACUAGGCGUAGACGACCCGUCUGAGCUGAUUAAUUCACCUGCCAAGGUUCACACACUUUUUUUCACAGAGUGAAAGGAGUGGUGGCAGCUCCAGCAGGUCUAUUCUUUUAAGGGUUAAAUGAAUUGUACCAGACUUGUCCACUCAUAAGAUGUUAGCUCGUCGUAGUAGACUAUUACAAUUAGUCGUCCCAUCCCUAAUUUCCAGUUCACUACUUCAGAUUGUGCAGUUUGUAUUGGAAUAGAAACAGACUACAGACCAGGUAAUGAAUUCAGUGAUUUCACCAAAUUUAAAUAUGGUUUUAGGCUACAAAAGCAUGCCACUGGCAUUACAGUAGAAACAUUAAAUGAAAACAUAUCUAAAAGUGGUUCAGAUGUUACUUGCUUUGUACCUUUUUUUUGUGUGUUUUUUUUUUUUUUAUCUGUGAUUGACACUGCAGCGUGUGAAGAUGAGCUGAAACAAGCAGCUUAUCACUGUUGGACUAAACAAAAUAUAUUAGAGGGUUUAUUAAGCUGAUAUUACUAUACAAUGUAAAGUGCCCAAAUCUGGUCACUUCAUAAAGUGCUUGGUUUUGACCAUCUAUUUCCUAAUAUUUAGGAGUGCAUAAAUCAUUGGUGGCAUGCCUUAUACCAUUGGAACAUGGUAAAUUGACCUCUGAAAUGGAGGAAAGGGAAGCUUGUAAUUUUAAAAUGGUAAUAUUCACAAAUUUCUAAAGUUAUUGUUCUACAUCUUCACUGCAUAUGCUUGUAAAAAUUGCUGGAUAAUAAAUAAAUCACACCUAGACAGUAGU